Messenger RNA from Anastrepha obliqua, 4762 nucleotides. Its product is annotated as integrin alpha-PS3-like. NCBI's taxonomy places the organism in Eukaryota, Metazoa, Arthropoda, Insecta, Diptera, Tephritidae. Gene Ontology annotation, cellular component: integrin complex; external side of plasma membrane. The transcript is spliced from 12 exons. The coding region runs from base 703 to 4089 and encodes 1128 amino acids. Gene Ontology annotation, biological process: cell adhesion mediated by integrin; cell-cell adhesion; cell-matrix adhesion. The record is from RefSeq and is a predicted model, not a curated record. Gene Ontology annotation, molecular function: integrin binding.
CGGAUGCAAGCAGUAAAGCCGGAAAGUUUUAAGUCGAUGUUAGGGAAAACUUGUACGAAAGUUUACGUGACGGCGCUGAAAUUGAAGUCGAAGUGGAGUGAAGAGAAGUGGAGGUGUGUUGAAGCAAAGUGAGUGCAAUAAAGUGCGGGUGUGUGCGCGUUUGUUUAGAGGGCAUGCAUGAAAUGUGCCUGAAAUUGCUAUGCAACAUCAAUAACUAAAUGCUAAGAAGUCGAGAAAUAACAACAAUGUUAAUCACAAUUUCAUUUAAAUGAAUAAAAGUGCAGCAACAACAAACGAAGCGAAAUAAAUUAUAUGAAUGCGCAUACAUAUGUAGACAUGUGUGUAUGUUAUAAUGAGGACUGCGUAAUCAACAAAAUAUGACUAAGUACUAGCAGAGUGUGCAGACAGCAGUCUUGCUGUCAGCUUGAGAUACAUUUGCGACAAUAGCGAUCGUACUGCCUUUCGAAGUACACCUGUACAAGCUUAACACAAACACAAACAACAAAUAUUUUACCUCAGCCGUUUCUGCAUUCAAAUAAAUAAACACAACGGCAAAAAUCCAAUCAAAAAUAUUUGCAUGCAAUCAAUUGUGAUAAAUUAGUUUUCUAACAAAAACAAAAAAAAAAAAGCCAGGAAAAAACGAACUAACCAAAUAUACAUAAAUUUAUAUGAAAAGUGCACAAUCAAUCGAAUCGUGUCAAAAUGUCAACGCAAUACAACAACAAAAGCAACAAGAACCGCGUUCUAUCCAACAACCGACAAUUCACCUACAUCACUCUGCUGUUCAGCAUAUUUGCCUUGAUUUGGCCUGCCGAUGGCUUCAAUUUUGCAAAUCAACCGAAUAUUGCAAUUCCAUCGCCGCAGCAUUUGAAAUUCUUCAAACCACAAACACGCAGUUCCUACUUCGGCUACACGCUGGUGAUGCGACCAACGAGCAUAAUUGUUGGUGCACCACGAGCUCAAUCCACACUGCCCGCCCAGCGCAACGUCAAUGAAACUGGUGCCAUUUAUCGUUGCACUCUCUCACCCGUAGCCACCUGCAAUCCAUAUGUCAUUGAUGAUAGAGGUAAUGUCACCCUCGAAAAGGACAACCCAUACACCUAUGACAAUGAAGCCCGUGACAAUCAGUGGCUUGGUGCUGCCAUGGAUGGUGGCACGAAAGACACCGAUAAACUCUUAAUUUGUGCGCCACGGUUCUUAUCACCCACCGCUAAUGAUUACUUAAUGAAUGGCAUCUGCUACUGGGUCCAGGAUACACUUAAUGACAAUCCCAUCAAUGUUCAGAGGAUCUCACCGUUACGACUAAAAUCGGAUCAAAUAAAGACUUUUAACAAUCAUCGCAUUUACUAUUAUAUGUUGGCGGAGGAGGGCCUGAGCGCACAUGUGACAGAUAAUAAUGAAGAGUUCGUGAUUGGGGCGCCUGGUAUUAAUACGUGGAAGGGCUCGGCAAUACAUGUUCGCAAAAGGUUUGAGGAGGAUCCAAUAUUGAGUAGGCGUGACACAUACGAAAGAAAGCGUGUUGCUCGGCAACUUGACUUCUCGGGCCAAUAUACAUUGAACACCGAAGAUCAACCGAAUGAUUCGUACUUUGGUUAUGCCGUCGGUUCGGGUUACUUCGAUAGCAAAGAAAAGAAUCGACUGAUGUACGUGGCGACAGCGCCUCAGGCCAAUUUGCAAUCUGGAGAGGCCUAUUUGUACAAAUUCUCCGAAGAUAGUACGCUUAAGAUGACACGCGUUUAUGUUUUUCGUGGUCUGCAAUUUGGUGAAUAUUUCGGUUAUUCGCUGCUGACAGAAGAUCUCAAUGGUGAUGGGCUCACUGAUGUGGUAGUCUCAGCGCCACAACACUCAACAUCGGGUUCUUUCGACGAUGGCGCCAUCUAUGUGUUCCUCAACAAAGGCAAUUUUAACUUCGAACAGAAAUUGAUACUUUCCCCCGCAACCGGCAAAGCACGCUUCGGUACCACGCUCAGCAGGCUGGGAGAUAUCAAUCACGAUGGCUUUAAUGAUAUUGCUGUUGGUGCACCAUUUGCUGGCAAUGGGUCCGUCUUCAUCUAUCUUGGUAGUAAUGACGGUUUGCGAGCGCAACACAGCCAACGCCUGAACUCACCAGAUUCGGUGGUCAGCAAGUAUGGUGAACAUAUGUUUGGACACGGUCUUUCAAAGGGCGCAGAUAUCGAUCACAACGGCUUCAACGACUUUGCCGUCGGCGCGCCAAAUGCCGAGGCCAUUUUCGUUUAUCGGGCCUAUCCGGUAGUGAAGAUAUACGCAACAGUUAAAUCACAAACUCGUGAAAUUAAAACCGAUCAAAACACAUUUAAGAUCACCGCAUGCUACAAAAUUACAACCACAUCUACACAAAUAAAAGAUCAAGAUUUGGCCAUACGUAUUGUUGUGGAUCCGCAGGUGAAGCGUGUUAAGCUGAUGCAAACACGCACAAAUGAGAUUAGUUUUAAUACGACGGCAGGUUUGCAGGAGCAAUGUCGUUCAUUUGAUUGUGAAGUACAUAGUAGUGUGGCGGAUAUCUUCAAGCCGAUCGAGUUGGAAAUGCACUAUGAUCUCAUCAAUGGAGUGCCAAAAUCUGAAGUUUUCUGUGAUAAAUGUGCCGCUGUUGAUCCCACCGAAUCGAAAGUAUAUAGUGAGAAAAUCAUCUUUAGCACGGGCUGUAGUUCGGAUAUUUGCGUGGCCGAUCUUGAAGUUAAAAGCCACAAUUUGGAUCACACAUACAUUCUUGGCAGCAGUCGCACACUGUCCGUCACUUAUGACAUAACUAACAAUGGCGAAACCGCUUAUCUACCUCAAAUCAGUAUCACUUCAUCAAACCGCAUGCCAUUCGCCAAAAUACCCGGAAACUGUCGUAUUAAGGAUACUGAUUAUUUAGAAUGUGAUUUAAAUAAUGGCGUGGCGAUGGCGAGAGGCGCCAAAGAUUCGUUUACCGUAAUUUUCGAUGUCGCGAGUAUAUCGGGAAAGGCCAUGGUUCUGACAGCCAAAGUGUUCAGUACAGGCAAAGAAGCAAAUGAAGCUAAUAAUAAGGUCACCGAUGUAAUAACGCUUGGAGAAUUCACCGAAAUCGAUAUUGUUGGUAUCCCCAAAACGCCUCAUGUCAACCUGGAGAAAAUUAGCAACACCACGGAAAUCAUUAAUAACUAUGAGAUAAAAAGCGUGGGUCCCAGUACUGUCGGCGCCAUGGAUGUGGUCUUCUAUAUACCUGUGGCAUAUAAAGUGCCCGGUACUACAAACACCAUACAAAUAAUCGAAAUGGAUAAAAUAAAUAUGCAGGCUGUCUACGACGCCCAAUUGAUUGGUAUCGAUUAUUAUGAAAAUAAUACACAGCUUAUAAUGAAUACUAUAGAGAUUUCGACGAGUACUCACAGCACGACCACAGCGUCCAAAUUGAAGGAGCAUAAAAAGAGUACCAUGACUUAUGAGUACAACAGCUUUUAUGAUAUGCCAGUAGAAAGCGAUAGUUAUGACACAGAAGACACCUCGAACAUGUCUUUACGUCGCAGACGUCGGCAGGCUGCUGCCCAUACGGCAACCAAAGCACAGUAUGCGCGUAUAGUAAAAGCGCACGAGUUGUUGGGCGAAGAACUGAAGGGUAAACUGCCGGUGAAUCGUACCAUCGUUUUCAAUUGUAAUGAUCCCGAAAUGACAAUAUGUGUGCGUGCUUUUAUGCGUGUCUAUAAUUUCAAUCCUGAGAAGCCCAUCACUGUCAAUAUGAAAUAUCAGGUCGAUUUGAAUGAGAUUAAUCAAAUACUAAUUGAACCGUGGGAAUAUUUUGUUAUACUAAUCGGUUUGGAUGUGAAAAAAAUCGGUGACUUUAAUGAGAAAUCGCUGGCAAUACGAAAGAGCAUCGACUACAAUAUUGUGUCGAAGCAUCAACUCUAUGGUACACCAUUCUGGGUGUAUAUAUUAGCUGUGCUGGGUGGACUGUUGCUAUUGGCGCUAAUGACUUAUGGAAUGUAUAAGCUCGGCUUCUUCAAACGCGCGAAGAAGGAAGAAAUGGAUGCACUGGUGCACCAAGGCUCAACGAGACCGGCACAAGAAGAUGUUGAGCCAGAAGCAGAAAAUCUAAAUACAGAAAGGAACUAAAAAAGGCUUGAAAAAUUUUUUUAUUUGUUACGCUGCAAUAAAUUCGAAACGAAUGGCUUUAUAUCAUCACACAAAAGUAAAGGUGCGGAGGUGAACUAGAACUCGCAUUUUUUGUCAAAACAGUUCAACGUUAACUUAAGCAUAAAAGGUGCCAGUGUUGCAUUUGUUUGUUUUUAAAAUAAAUAGAAUAGAUUGUUUUUGAAAACAUAAAAAAUCGCACGAUUUAAAAAAGACGAAACCAAAUGGACCAAUCGAUUUAAGUGUUGAAUUAUGCGUAUUUAUUUUAUUGUAUUAUAUGAAGUUUAGUUAGGCGCUUUUUACAAUUAAUUCAAAAUUAAAAAAGUGAACGAAAACAAGAAUUAGCUUAAGGCCAGCUGCCAUGUGUAUAAUAUUAUGUUUAAGAUACGUUUUUUUUUCUUAACAAGCCGGACCAAUGAACCCAAGAUUGUCGACCGCGAAAGUAAUUUAACCUUUUUUGUGGCAAUUUUAGCAAGAAACAUCUGUGAAAAAGAGUGCAUUGCUUUUAAAGUCGGUAAACAAUUUUUUUCUAUUUUUUUUUUUUAUUUGCAAACUGAAUUUUGUAUAUACAUACACACAUAUUAAUUUGUAUAGUAGAUCGAGUACACGCAUACAAUUACAAUAGUAUGUGCAUAUGUACUAUAUAUUUUAUAAA